Messenger RNA from Aplysia californica (California sea hare), 1664 nucleotides. Its product is annotated as protein SYS1 homolog. Gene Ontology annotation, cellular component: Golgi membrane; trans-Golgi network. Lineage: Eukaryota; Metazoa; Mollusca; Gastropoda; Aplysiida; Aplysiidae. Gene Ontology annotation, biological process: protein localization to Golgi apparatus; Golgi to endosome transport; Golgi to plasma membrane protein transport. The record is from RefSeq and is a predicted model, not a curated record.
GUAACGAGCGACCACCCCAUCAAAUACAAUAAGUUUUAGAGAAUAAUCUUGAUAUUUUUCUCUCCAGAGUUUGAAAAGCUUUCAUAUUUUCGUAAUAUAUGGAUGCCGCUUGACCUGAAAUCGAAGACUUCCAAGAAGAACAACCUGACUCUGACGACUCACGGGUUAUUCAAAGUUCCCCUGGCCGUCGUUUCAUUCUAUGCUCCAUCUGAUGCGACUUCCUUGGAGUAAUAUGGCUGGGCAGUUCCGAAGCUUCCAGUGGGACCCAGUCUUGAUCAUCGCUCAGAUCAUCAGCAUGAUAAGUCUCUGGUAUUUCUCCCUGGGCAUGUGGGUGUUUGUUCUGGACGUCAUCGGCAAGUUUGACUUGUCCACCGAGCAAAUCUUCACCCAGAGUGAUCUAGGCCUUUUUGAAGAUUCUGGUCGCACCAACAUCAUCGCGUAUGCCUUGAACAGCCUGACUGUGUCUUUCCUCCUGUGGGGCGUGGUGGGGCGCACCAAGCAAUGCCUGGACUUCACGGCGACCGUCCACGUGUUCCACUUCCUGGCCUGCUGGUACAGCUACGGAUUUGUCCCCAUCACGUUUUGGUGGUGGGUCACCAACGUGGGCUGUGUCGCUCUCACCACCGUCAUGGCAGAGUUCUUGUGCAUGCGCUCCGAGAUGAAAGCCAUUCCUGUGGGGAUGGGGCCAAAGGUUGACUUGUAAUGUCCAGUCAAGAUUGGCAGGUUGUAUUUGAUUUCUCUGGUAGGGGGCCUACUGUGAUGGGAAUUUGUGUAUGUGGCUGUUGUCUUUGUCAUAAAUGGGGGGGUGUCUGUGUGUGUUUGGACAGUGCACUCGUAAUGAACUCUUUGAGGUGGGGAACAACAAAUGUACCCAAGGACAAGCUUGCCAGCCAUAUGGAAAAUGUUGAGCUUGUGGAGGAGUUCUGUGAGGGCAGACACAGACGUGUAGAAUGACAGUCCAGUCCAUUUAGAAAAGACUCUGCUAUGACAGUCCAGUCCAUUUAGAACAGACUCUGCUAUGACAGUCCAGUCCAUUUAGAACAGACUCUGCUAUGACAGUCCAGUCCAUUUAGAACAGACUCUGCUGUGACAGGAACUUGGACAGAACAGUGAGAAAUCAAAUCCAUGUUUUUUUUCCUCUACAAGUGUAAGUACUAUGAACCUGGCCAUAACAGGUUUCAAUUUUCGCUGACUCGGAUACUGUUCUUGCAGCGCCUGAACUUGCUUUCGAUCCGUCAAAUCAUUUAAAUUUGUCUCAACCAAGACAUUUGGCAUGUUUGUAUGAUCGCUUGCCUAAACACAAACUUUCAACCCACCCCCCCCCCCCAUAGUAUUGGGGUCACUGAUCGAUUCCGUCUCAGUGUCAGCAAAACAGCCCUCUAGAAAAGGAUCUGCGGUAAUCGAAUGUAUGUUUAUAUGCUGCAGUAAUCGAAUAUAUGUGUGUAUGCAGCGGUAAUCGAAUAUAUGUGUGUAUGCAGCGGUAAUCGAAUAUGUAAAUUAUGUGUGUAUGCAGCGGUAAUCGAAUAUGUAAAUUAUUUGUGUAUGCAGCGGUAAUCGAAUAUGUAAAUUAUGUGUGUAUGCAGCGGUAAUCGAAUAUGUAAAUUAUGUGUGUAUGCAGCGGUAAUCGAAUAUGUAAAUUAUGUGUGUAUGCAGCGGUAAUCGAA